CUGGACGGGGGCGGGCUCUCCGGGCACCCAUUGGCUACCGCCCCCCAACACCAGGGCUCCCCCCAUCUCCCCCCGACAUCAGUCCGUCCCGCUUCCAGCUGCUGCAGCCGCGCCUUCACCGCCUCGGCAUCCAGCCGCCCCCUGCUCCGGCCAGGCAUGGCGACCCCGACCCAGGCCACCACAGAGGCUCCUCAGGAACCUGACCCAUUUUACUAUGACUAUGACACUGUGCAGACUGUGGGCAUGACUCUGGCUACCAUAUUGUUCCUGCUGGGCAUUCUCAUCGUUAUCAGCAAGAAGGUGAAGUGCAGGAAGGCCGACUCCAGGUCUGAGAGCCCGACCUGCAAAUCCUGUAAGUCGGAGCUUCCCUCCUCAGCCCCUGGAGGUGGCGGCGUGUAAAACCGCCCCCGGGCUCCUCCACUGCUGUCCCUGGCUGAGCGCGGCAGCCUGAGGGCCGGGUGGAGGCGGUGGGGACCCCAGCCCUGCGCCAGGGAGCGCUCCCCCGAAUGAGCCGCCUCCCCCACCCCGAGGCUGGAGCCGCUGCACCCCGCUGCCCGUCCCCAGGCCUUGGCAACGACGAUUCCCCAAGAGCCCGUCUGCAUCCCAGAUCCAGGGACUCAGGCCUCCAGCUCCCGGGGUCCAGGAGUCCCCCCCCAGCCCCCCGAACCCCCCUGUCCUGCUCCCCUGCUCCUCCUUGUCUCCUCUCCGAAGAUCCAGUCCCCUGCACCCUCGGUGUCCACGUCUUGAGCUUAAUAAAUGGGCAUUCGGUUUUUUCCCCUG
This is a messenger RNA of Ceratotherium simum simum (southern white rhinoceros), 780 nucleotides long. It is a transcript of the gene FXYD7, whose product is annotated as FXYD domain containing ion transport regulator 7. Lineage: Eukaryota; Metazoa; Chordata; Mammalia; Perissodactyla; Rhinocerotidae. Gene Ontology annotation, cellular component: membrane. Gene Ontology annotation, molecular function: sodium channel regulator activity. Gene Ontology annotation, biological process: regulation of sodium ion transmembrane transporter activity. The record is from RefSeq and is a predicted model, not a curated record.